Messenger RNA from Zeugodacus cucurbitae (melon fly), 1213 nucleotides. RefSeq lists its product as uncharacterized. Lineage: Eukaryota; Metazoa; Arthropoda; Insecta; Diptera; Tephritidae. The transcript is spliced from 2 exons. Bases 92 to 1018 code for a protein of 308 amino acids. The record is from RefSeq and is a predicted model, not a curated record.
GCGCGCCAAACAGCUGAUCUACCAAACACAAUAUUAAAGAACUGGACGCAUUAUACAACUUAGAAUUAGUUAUUACUAAAUAUUGUUAAAUAUGAGUGCUGAAAGUCUAGUGAAACAUUAUUGGGAUUGUGCGAGAGUAUUGGAGCCCGAGGGACAUACGAGGAAGUUACUCAAAUCUUAUUUUAUGACAAAAUGUCGUAAAUUGGCGAAAUCUACCAUUUGGAUGCCAAAAGAGAAGUUCUCAACGCACACGAUGUGUCCGCGUUGCUCCAGCAAAUGGAAUGAAACAAAUUACAAGAUGUUUUUAAAACCACAACAAAUUGCCUAUUCCACUAAAGCCAGGAAACAAAUCGAGAAAUUACAAGAGGCGAAAACCAGCAUUGAAAAUAGAAGAGCACUAACAAGAAAGCAACGCAAGAGGGCCAAAUGGUUGCAGAAGCGCGUUUUAAAUAGUGUGGUAAUCCAGUGCGAACUGUGUGCACACAAAACGAAAAUAGAAAUGCAGAAACCAAAUAAAACAGAGAGUAACAAUGAAACUACAGACACUACAGAGUUGGAAGAUAUCGUUCCUACAGAAACAGUAGCACCCACACCAGUUAACCUGAAAAAGAAAAAGAAGAAGAACAAGGAUAAAACAGCAGGACUCAAACUUGACAAAAGCAAAAACUUAGCCACGAAAAAUAAUGAAGUUCAAAAUAAAACUAGUGUUAAUAAGCAAGUAGUUCCCGCAGCUACAAUAAAGCUGCAGCCAAGUAAUAAAGUUGUCGCUAAAGUGAAUCCCACAAACAAAGUUGCCGCUAAACCAACUAAACCAACCGCGAUUCUUAGUCAGCCACUCAAAGCUAAAAAACAAAAGCAACAGAAAGCUAAGCCUGCGAAUAAUACAACACCGAAAGUACAAUCCAAAACACAACAACAAAAUUCACUACUACAACUAGCAGCUUUACUAAAAUCGCAAACUGCGGCUAAGACAGGCGCGAAUGCGACACAGAAGAGAUUGGAAUCGUUACUUAAAUAGGUACCUUGAGUAGUUAGUAGUAUAAUUUUAGUAUAGUACAUUAGUAAAUGUAGUUAAAUGCAAUACAAAAUUACAAUUUAAGAAACAAUUAAAUAUAGUCAAUACAAAAGUAGUUUGCAUUCCUUAUUUACAUAUUAUUUCUUUGUAUAUUUGAGUAAAACAAAGCUGAAUGCAACUGUCUUUGUUGCAUCAAUA